Cinara cedri is the source of this 12296-nucleotide messenger RNA. NCBI's taxonomy places the organism in Eukaryota, Metazoa, Arthropoda, Insecta, Hemiptera, Aphididae. The record is from the annotation of a GenBank genome assembly.
CGCUAGUAUGUUGAUAACAAAUCCAUUACCAAGAGUGUUGAGUGUUAAUUCCUAUGGUUUCGUAUUUUAAAUUCUUUUAUCGAAAUUUUGCAAAUAUUUUAAAGUAAACCUGUCUUUCAAAAUGUAAAUAUUAAGGUAAGUAAAAUAUAAUGGUACAUACAUUUUGUAUUAUUUAAUUAUAGUUUUAUUUUAUGAUGCAUUUAUAAAUGAUGGUAUCAAUGGUAGACAAUACAAUACUAUUGUUAAAUGCAUGGUAAUUAGUCACUAAUUUUAUAAUUUGUAUUUUGUAGUGUCCAAUAUUUUAGCCACCCAAGGACCAGAUUGAAUUCGGUAUGUUCUGUUUGGAUUUGUUUAGUAUAAUAAAAUUAAAAGAAUAUUAGUAUCUAGUAUAAUAAUAUUCUAACCUAAUUAUUUAAUAGAUCUUUUUAUAUUUGUUUUAAAUAUUUUCAUUAUUUUCAGAACUAUUGGCUGACAAUGGUAGAAACAUUAAAUUCUACACGUUAUAUCCUUAACAAACAAAGAAAAGUUAACUGGCAAUAUGAUUUCAAGAAUAAACAAGACCAAAAAAGUAUGUUUUUUUUUUCUAUAUUAUAAUAAAUAAUUUUGUUAAAAAUUUUUAUUAUAUUAUAACAAAAACUUAUUGUUACAUGUAAUUCAUGUAUACCUAAUUUUUAUUUUAGCUAACAUAUUUCAUAUUUUGCAUGUAUGUAUCACAUUUGUUUGCAUUUAUAACUUAUCUUAUCUAUUAUGUACUCAAGUUUUUUUUCACAAUUAGAUUUAUUUUAACUAAAACUAAAUGUUAAAAUAUUUAGUCAUAUUUUAAAGUAGACAUGUUAUCUUUUUUAUUAAUAAAUAGUAUUAAAUUAAAAACUUAAAAUUGUGUAUUGUAGAAAAUAUACCUAUUGUAAUGACCUUUUUUGUUGAUUUAACCUAAAUUUUCAAUUUCUUAAUUCAUUUAGCUGUGUGCAUUGUAUAACAUAUUAAAAGUAUUAUUAAUAAUUUUAUAUAAUGCACAUAAAUUAUUAACCAACUACUUAUCUAAAAUAAACAUUAAUAUAACUUAUUACAUAUAAUUAUUUAUUUAUCAAUUAUUUUUUUUACCUAUAUUAUUUCCUCCUACUAAAUCAGAUUUCAUUAAUACAGUUUUAAAUGUAAAAUUUGAAAAUAUUAGUAAUUUGUUUUGAAAUUAGCAUUUCAUAUUUUUAAUAUUAGUUCUAAAAAAUUUGUAUUUAAAGAAAAUUUCAGUUUCAUGUGUACAAAUAUUGUAUUCUUAUUUUAUAUGCAUUCACUUAAAACAGUACCCUUUUUAUAUUUAUAAAUAAAAUAUAUUCAUUAUUAUAUUUAAUCUUCAUAGAGUCAAGCUCGGAGUUGGGUUGAAGCUUCAUUUCAAAAACGGGAUUGCAUAACAUUUAUACCAACCACUUUCGAUAAAACUAGGUAAUAUUUCAACACUAAUAAGAUUCCAUUACCUAUCAAAAUAAAAUAAUUUUAAUGGUUUCAGAUGUAGUUGUGGACUUUCCUUAACAUUCCAUUGUGGAGGAGGUAGUGGCUCUGUCCAGUUAGAUCCUGACAAUCCUAAUGAAACAUGGUCUUCCAUGAAACACACUGUACUUUCAGCAACAGAUGCUUAUGGAACGAUCGAAUUUCAAGGUGGACCUCAUCCUACUAAAGCACAGGUAAACUGCAAUAGAUUAAUAAUUCAAAGGUUUUUUUUUCUUUGAAAACUUAAGAAACUGUUUUUUGUAGUAUGUAAGGUUAUCACAUGACACUCGACCAGAAAUAAUAUUGCAUCUAUUUACUCGAGAAUGGGGUCUAGAAUUACCAAAAUUAUUGAUAACUAUACAAGGUGGAAAAGCAAAUUUCGAAAUACAGCCAAAAUUAAAGAAAGUGUUACGUAAAGGAUUAUUGAAAGCAGCAAAAACAACUGGUGCUUGGGUAUUUACUGGUGGAACAAACACUGGUAAUUUUUAGUAUUUAUUUUAUAUAUAAUUAAUAAUAUAUAUUAAAGAUUAUUUUGUAUUUAGGUGUUACUCGUCAAGUAGGGGAUGCACUUUUGCUUGAUUCACAACGCCCAGGUAGAGUUGUAUCCAUAGGAAUAGCACCAUGGGGUAUUAUUGAAAACAAUCAUGAACUCAUUGGUCAUAACAGGGAUGUUCCUUAUCAUUCUAUAUCAUCACCCAGAUCAAAAUUAGCUGUGUUGAAUAAUAGGCACACUUACUUUCUCUUGGUAGAUAAUGGUACAUCGGGACGUUAUGGGGCAGAAAUUGAAUUACGUAAAAAAUUAGAAAAAUACAUUUCACUUCAAAAACUUCAUCCAAGUAUUUUAUAUAUAGAUUUUCACUUUUAAAAGUGGAUUAUUUUAUUUUAAUUUUAUAUUGUUCCAGGUGCACAUUAUAGUACACCUGUUGUCAGUCUAGUAAUUGAAGGAGGUACUCAUACAAUAAGAGCAGUAUUAGAAUAUGUAACUGAUACUCCACCAGUACCAGUGGUUGUAUGUGAUGGUUCGGGCAGAGCAGCUGAUUUGUUAGCAUUCACACACAAGUAAAAACUUAACAUCGCUUAAAAUUGAUUUAAUUGCUUUUUAAGUGUUAGUAAUUAGACAAAAAUGAAAAAGGUGGCUAUACCUUUUGAAUCAGAUAUGCGAUGGACACUGGCGAACUAACUGUUUUGGAAAAUAUGAAAGAUUAUCUACUAAAUACUAUUCAAUGCACAUUUGAUGUCGACCAAGAGAAAGCUGAAAGAUUAUAUGAAGAACUUCUAGAGUGUACUCGCCAUAAGCAUAUGGUAUUUAAUAAUUUUCAAAAACCUAAUUUUAUGAGUACUUAUUAUAAUUAUAUUAUUUAUUAAAUAUAUUACACAUAUAUUUGAUUUCUUAAAAAUAAUAGAUUACAGUUUUUCGAAUGAGCGAUGGACAAGAUAAAGCCCAUGAAUUAGAUCAAACAAUAUUAACAGCAUUAUUUAAAAGUCAACAUUUAUCUCCAUCAGAACAAUUAAGUCUAGCAUUGACUUGGAAUCGUGUCGACAUAGCUAGAUCUGAAAUAUUUGUGUAUGGGCAAGAGUGGCCUGAAGGUAAGUAUCAUCUGAAACAUCAAGGAUUAUUAUUUUAAAUUAGAUUUUUGUACUAAUAAAUAUUGAUGUAUUAUACUAAUAGGUGCUUUAGAAGAAUCUAUGAUGCAAGCUUUAGGGCAUGAUCGAAUUGAUUUUGUAAAAUUGUUACUAGAAAACGGUGUUAGUAUGAAGAAAUUUUUAACCAUUUCUAGGUUGGAAGAAUUAUACAACACUGUAAGUGAAAAAAAUAAUCAUAAUUGAGUGUACAAUGUAUCCUCACUGUUCAGUUUUUUCUAAUACUAUAAGUCUUAACUUAUAUUAUUUUACAUAUAUCAAUUUUACUUAAAUUGAUUGUGUUAUUUUUAUAUAAUCAUUAUUUUUUUCAAUUUUUCAGACACUUAUUGAAAAUUUAUGUUUGAUAAUUGAUAUUAUUUCAUUAUAGUGUCCCUAUACUAAUUAUUUUUUAAGUUAUAAAAUAGUAUAGAUAAUGAACUAUAAAAUUCUAAAUUAAAUUUAAACUUCUACUGUUUUUGACUAACAAAAUAUUGCAGAUAAUUCUCACAUUUAUACAUAGGCGUGUACUUAAAUAAUUCAGGUACAAGCUAUUAUCUAAUUUCAGAUUGACUAGUCAAUGCCAAAUUAAACACAAUAGUAGUAAUUUUGUAUUUAAAUGUAAAGCAAUUGUAUUGCACCAAAAUGUUGAAUAAUAGAUCAGUUUACAUAAAUAUAAUUUUAAACUACGUUUCUUUAUUUUUAAAUACUUAUUUAAUAUAAUAUAUAAUAUACAAUGGUAAUAAAAACUGUUUUACAGCAUGGAUUACAUUUCUGAAACCAAAUUCAAUUUAGUAAUAAUAUUAAGUUACUUAAAUUGAUUCUACACAUUUCCAUUAUUUUUACAUUACACAAACUUUUAUUUAUUUAUUUUUAGAAACAAGGUCCAACUAAUACAUUGGGAUAUAUACUAAGGGAUGUCCGUCCACAUAUUCCUCAAGGUUAUAUGUAUACAUUGCAUGACAUUGGAUUAGUAAUAAAUAAAUUAAUGGGUGGUGCAUACAGGUAAAACAAUUAACUAAAUACAUUUUUUGUUUUAAUAUUUUGUAUUUUAUUUUGGUUAAAAUUCUAUAAAUAGAGCUCAAUAUACCAGACGUAAAUUUCGUACAAUGUAUGCGCAUUCACGCCGUUUAAACAAUAUGCACAGAAACAGUGCUUCAUUCACUCGUUACUAUGGGAACAAUUUAACAUUGGGAGUUUUAGCUGAUUCAGAACAUUCUGAAGAGGAAACGCUUUUUGAUUAUCCAUUUAAUGAAUUAUUAGUACGUAUUAAUUAGGUACUUAAAUUUAAAUGUGUGUUGUUUUAUGGACCAAAUGAUAAAAUAAUAUAUUAUAUGAUCAUUUCUUCAUUACAUUCAUACUUACAUUGAUUUGUUUAAAGUCAACAGACUAAAAAUAUUAUUAAUUUAGUAAUGCAAUUAAUUAUUGGCUAAUGUUAUUAGAUUGUUUACCAUACAAAAUUUAAAAACCAGCUACUUCGUUUUGUCUUGAAAUAUAAUUUAAAAAAAAAAAAAUAUUGUACAUAAUAUGUUGAUCAUUUUCUAAAUUUCAUUUAUUUAGCUAAUUUUAAAUCAAAAGAGUUUAAUAACCUAGAUACCAGAUACAAAAAAAAAAAAACAAAUAUAGUUCAGACAUUGGUUGUUGGAUAUUUAGUUUAACUUGUUUCACCUUGACCUAAGUCAAUUAAUUAUUAAAAUAUUAUAAUACAACUAUAUUACACAAAUUAUUGUGUUUAAAAAUAAUGGAUAAAGAUUUUUAAAAUUAAUUGAUUUUAUAUAAUUUGUAAGACUGUAAAAUAAGAUUUUUGUUUUCUAAAAAAUUACUUGGAAGUAUGUAUUAAUAUUAAUAUUAACAUAUUAAUGGUUUCACUAGAAUCUAUAGAGUGUCACAUUUUAAUUAAUUAUUUCUCCUAGGGACUUAUAUUUGAAUUUUGGACUUAAAUUUAUUUAUUUUUUGUUCUAUUAUUAAUGUGGAAAAAAAUGGAUUUAUAUUUUUUAUUAUUAUUUAAUUUUGUCUUCAUGUGUAACAUUAUGACAGAGUUCUACUAAUCACAUUUUUUUUUUUAUAUAUAUAAGAGCCCUUUUGUUUUAUUUGCCUAGCAAUAAAUUAACUUGCAAAUAAUUGAGAUAAGAAGGUACCAACAAUCCUGUAUUAUUAAAUAUUGAAAUAAAUAAUUAAAAACAGCCAACGACUAACACCAUAACACCAAAUCCCAGUAGUGAAUGAGGGGCAGAAAACAUAAAACUUGUUUUUUAAUUUCUUGAAUAACCUACCCUAAAGACAUUCAAAUAAUUAAAUUUAAAUACUAAUAUGCAACUAUGUUAAUUUCUUUCUGAAAAUUCUUAUUCAAUUUUCAUUUUUUAUUCUGGUGAAUAAAUAAUUUAUACAUUUUAUAAUCUUAAAAUUAUACAUGCUGAGUUUAAUUUAAAUUGCCCCUAAUAAUAUUUGAAUUGUUAGUAAGUUUAGUAGACCAUAUUUUAAUGAAUAUUAGGAUGGCGCAAGGGUAAGAUCAGUUUUAAUAUAGUAAAAGAUGUAAGACUGGAUGUUCUUCCUAAGCCUAACAUUUCUUAAAAUCAUAGGGCUAAUAUAUCUCCAAACAGAAUAUUUUUUGGUUUUAAGCAAUGGCCAAAUUUUUUAAGGUAGCAUAUAAUUAGUGAUUAUCAGAUUUUAAAUCUAUGUAAUGUAAUCGAGACUACAUAUCAAAUUUUAUACCAUUAUUAUCUUCCGUGGAGUGAUGGAAAAGUUAUUAAUCAUCUGUAAAAACUUUUUAAGGAAUUUGUAAUUUGUGAUUAUGUCUUUGGUACCCACACUUACUUACACCUUAGGAAUUCAUGGUUUAUUUUAAACUUAGUUACAGAUUGAUACUAUCCCACUUAUUUUAGUCUAGUGAAACAAUAGGAAUUUCGAAAAUAAAUAUUUUGUCAAGUCAACUAUUAAAUUUUAGAUUUAGAAUAUAACAAGGAACUAAUUUUAUUAUGUGUGUAUUUGAAUUUUUUUUAUUUUCUAUUUAUACAUUUUGAGCAACUUUUCAUUAUUAGUCAUAAUUAGUGGUCAAGAAGAAAAAGUUGAGUUCAAUGUAAUAUUAUUUUUUUAAGAGUUUUAAUAUCACAUUUUUAUGAAAAUCAUAAAUAUUAUAGUCUUUCAAAAAAAGUAUAGACUAACUUCUUCUCAAAUUGUUUUUCGUUAACAAUGGUUUAUAAUUAAACAACUAUAUGUAUUUUACCUUCUCUACUUCCCAAUAUAUCAGUAGUACACCAAUCUCCAGUACCAGCUCUUUUUGAUUAUUUCACAUUAACUAUCGCUCUACUAAUUACGAACUCAAUGAACCAAUUAUCUGCCUUAUGUCUACUGUCAAUUACAACCCUUACUUCUUUUGUUCUUAAUAUUUUUCGUAUUUUAAACCAACACUUUUCUCUUCUUCGCACUCAUGCUUAACUUGUAAUUUAAUGUGAUUUGAAUAACUUGUAAUUAUGUUGAUGGGUGGACACAAACCUGUUAUUAUAAAUAAAUAAAUAAAUAAAUUUCUUCAAAAACUGAAAUUAGGUGUAGACUAUAAAUGUGGCAGGUAGAGAAAUAGGUAGGUACAUACCUAAAUGUUUCUAUGUAUAGUUCUGCACUGUUUAUCUGGAAAUUAAUGUUAUUUUCUUUGGUUUUUUGAAUUUAAAUAAUUAAUUAUUUUAAUAAUAUGUAGAUGAAUAUUUACAACAAUUUAAGUGCAAUAUUUAAAAAGUUCUAAACAUUUUUAUAGAUAGGUACAUUAUGAGUACUUUAAGUUAAGAUUCAAAGUGUAAAAUAUUUAGACCUCUCAACAGUAUUUUAUCCAGGGUCUUACAAUCCCUACAUAUUAUUCAAGUAAGUUAUUUAGCUGUGAAAUUUAAAGUAUACUUAAGUUUUGUGAUAAUGUAUUAUUGUUUAUAAUUCUGAUAAUAAACUUACUCGUGUGGACUAUUUUCAUUAAUUACCUAUUUUAUGAGCAAAGUAUACCAGGGGUUUUAUUAUAUUAUUUUAUUUAGAUUUGGACAGUUUUAACUAAGCGUCAAGAGAUGGCAUUAUUGAUGUGGCAACAUGGCGAAGAAGCUCUAGUUAAAUCACUUGCUGCUUGUAAGCUUUACAAAGCUAUGGCACACGAAGCAGCAGAAGAUGAUUUGGAAACAGAAAUAUAUGAUGAGCUACGAAAUUAUGCCAAAGUUUUUGAAGACAUCUGUAUGUACAUGUAUAAAUAGUAUUAAUUUUCAAGUAUAAAAUUAAGUUAUUAUUUUAGCACUUGAGUUAUUGGAUUAUUGUUAUCGCCAAGAUGAUGAUCAGGCUCAACAGCUGCUAACAGUUGAAUUGCAAAAUUGGAGUGGUCAAACGUGCCUUAGUUUAGCAGUAGCUGCAAAUCAUAGAGCUUUACUUGCUCAUCCUUGCAGUCAAAUUAUACUUGCUGAUUUGUGGAUGGGAGGUCUUAGAACUAGAAAAAAUACCAACAUAAGGGUAUCAAUGUCAUAAUAAUAAUUGUAACAUUAAGACUUUUUAAACUAUUAUUUUGAUUUUAGAUUUUAUUAGGAUUGUUGUUUCCGCCAUACAUAUCUAGACUAGAGUUUAAGUCUAGAAAAGAAUUGCAGUCAAUGCCCCAAACUGAAGAAGAACAUUUAUAUGGAUUGGAAUUGGAAGAAGAAACUGAAAGUGUUGAAGAUGGUGGUGUACAUAGAUCACAUUUAAAUCUUGUGGAAACUAAUUUAGAUGUAUGAAUUAAUAUAAUUUAAUACAAUUUCACCCGAAUUCUAAUAUUGAUUGAUUACACAAUUUUAGGGUGUACCAUCAGCUGCAGAUGUUGAUACAACUGAGAAUGGUACAAUGUUGCAAAAUGUUUCAAUUUCAAUUGAUACUACUAAACAUUCUGAUUAUGAACAUAUUAAAUGUGUUAAUCCUACAUAUGAGUAUAGUGUCUUUGAUUUGAAAAGGCGACCAUUGCCUAUGCGGCGUAAAAUUAUUGAAUUUUACACUGCACCGAUAACAAAGUUUUUAGCAAAUUCCGUUAGUAAAACUAAUACUUAAUAAUAUUUUACAUCAUAAUUAAUUUAAAUUAAUUUUGCAGGCUGCAUAUUUUGUUUUUUUGGUACUGUUCACAUAUGUUGUACUUGUUCGUAUGGAAAAAACUCCAUCUUGGCAAGAAUUGUAUGUUAUUGCAUAUAUAUGCACAUUUGGUUGUGAGAAAAUUAGAGAAAUAGUUUCUUCUGAGCCCACGAGUAUCAGGUAGUGUUUAUAAUUAUCUUUAUGUAAAUUUUGUUAUCAUAUUUUUUUUAAUUUUAUUUGUUUUAGUGAUAAAUUUUCUGUUUGGGCUUGGAAUAUGUGGAAUCCGUGUGAUGCUGCUGCAAUAAUAUUUUUUUUAAGUGGUCUAUGUUUAAGGUUACAACCGUCAUCUCAGACAAUUGGCCGUGUUAUGUUUUGUACAGAUAUAAUCUAUUGGUAUUUGCGAAUUCUUAACAUACUUGGCGUAAACAAAUAUCUUGGUUAGAAAUGAUUAAACAAUUGAAAUAUUCUAUAAUACUAUUUAAUAUUUAUUCAUCUUUAUAUCUCAGGACCACUAGUUACAAUGAUGGGUAAAAUGAUAAAAAACAUGCUUUACUUUGUGGUUCUUUUGCUUGUUGUACUUAUGAGUUUUGGAGUAAGCAGACAAGCAAUUUUGUUUCCAGAUGCUGAUCCCGAUUGGAUUUUAAUACGACAAAUAUUUUUACAGCCAUAUUUUAUGUUAUAUGGAGAAGUAUAAAUAUAUUUAUUAUUUUUGUACUUUAUAUUACUUAGACAUAGGUAUCUAUUUUAAUAUAAUAUUUUUAGGUGUACGCAGAUCAAAUAUAUCCAGAGUGUGAUGAAUCAAGUGGUAUGUCACAUUGUCAAACUGGUCGAUGGAUUACACCAUUAGUAAUGGCCAUGUACUUAUUAGUUGCCAAUAUUUUACUUAUAAAUCUCUUGAUUGCAGUUUUCAAUAACAUUUUUAAUGAUAUCAACGCUAUAUCACAUCAGGUAAUUGUAAUUGUAAAUGUUCGCUUUAAUUAAUAAACAAUAGUUAAUAUUAAAACAACUUAAAAUUGCUGAUAAGUGUGUGCAAGUUUAAUUAAUUUAAUUAUGCCCACAAUAAUUAUUAUUGCCCUUCCAACACAAUGCUGUGUAGUAAGUAAAAUGCAAAUAAGAAGUAUAUUUUAGAAUGUUCAACAGUUAACUAAUUUGUUCUGGCUUAAAAACUUAUAAUACUCUAUAGGUAUAACUAUAAUUUUUAAAACGAAAAGAUAAAAUACUUGUGUUUACAUUAAAAUUUUCUGUUUAAAAUGUUUUAUAUAUAAUAUAAUAUAAUAUUAUUGUAAAAAUGCAAGUAUUUUUAUUUAUUUGCUAUUUUUAAUUUGUAUGAUUUUUAUAUUCUAUUGCAAAAAUUAUUUGUACAAAUAUUCAAUGUUUCAAUGGUUUCAAUAUCAUAUAUUAUUUAUAAUGAAAAUGUGUUAAAUAUAGUUGAAAAAUAGUUUUUACCGAAUACAAUUUUUUUUUAUUAUUAUUAUCAUUAAUUCAAUAUUUUAUGUAAUUUUUAUAUUCAUAUAAAUUAUUAUUAAAUUAAAUGUUAAAAAAAAUUAAUUUAAUAAAAUCAAAAAACCUGAUUAUGUAAAAAGGCAACUAAUUCUUCAUUGGUUUAAAAUGGCCAGGGUUAUCAGCCUUUAAGGUGCUAUUGAAAUUUGUGAAGUUGUAAGUUAAGGAAGAAACAUGUAAAUACCAUCGUAUUAUAGAACAAUGCAAAAUGAAUGUGUUUCAAACAUUAAACCAAUUACAAAGUCAUUUUCAAGCCCUUUUAAUUAUUAGUAAUACAGAUAUAUAAUAUAUGUUUAAUUUCGGACCAUUGAAUUCAUUUUUUUAUAUGUCACCUAGUCUAUGUUACUGGAGUAUUAUAAUGAUUCUAACGGUACCCCACACACUUUAAAAUAAGGUUAAUCAUUUAGAAAUUAUGAUGAAACAAAGAAACACACUUAUAUAGAAUAGAUUACACGAUCCAAAACAUAAUACCCUCUUCGCAAUUAGUUAAUAAAUGUAUAUUUUUCAUUUUAUUUUUUGUUUUUAGGUAUGGAUGUUUCAGAGAUUUACUGUUGUUAUGGAAUAUGAACAAAAGCCAUCACUUCCUCCUCCAUUAAUAUUUUUUUGUCAUGUAUUUCUAUUAACUAAGUAUCUAUGUCGCAAAAUUCAAGGCAUUCAAGAGACUUAUGAUAAUGGAUUAAAGUUAUUUUUAUGUAAUGAGGAAUUAGAACAGCUUUAUGAUUUUGAAGAAGAAUGUGUUGAAGGUUAUUUUCGCGAAAAGGAUUUCAAAUUACAGAUGUCUAUAGAAGAACGAAUUAAAAUGUCUUUAGAGAAAAUGGAAAAUAUUCAACAAAAAGUAGAUGACAUAAAUCAAAAAGAAAACACAUACAGUUCAUCUGUACAAGUAUGAUAAAUUUAAAUGUUUUUGUUUGAUGGAAUUGAGUCACUUCAAUUUAUAUUUUUUUAGGGUUUAGAAUUUCGUCUUCGUAAUAUAGAAGGUUUAAUGGAUCAAACAUUAUCUACUUUAGGUGUUAUACACCGAUUUAUGGCUACACAAAAUGGUGACCAUGACAGUGGUAGUAGUAGUGAUAAUGCUCAAAAAAGAAGUAAUUCAUACGAACCAGAUUUUGAUUCUGAUCAAAAAAUUGUCCCUGUAUCUGGUAGAACACGGUGUAUUAGUGAGCGCUCAGAUUUAUUAUCAGAUAUAUCAGAUAUGACAUCUGUAUGUAAUAAAAAAAAAAAAUAUUCAUUUAAUGAGAAACGCCCUCCAAAUUUUUCUGAUAGUAACUUUUACCUUUCACAAUGUGGAUCCUCAUUCAAUGAUAAACCUACUGUUAAUGAACUGUACAGUUAUGAAUGUCGCCGAAUGUCAGAAAACUCUGCUAGAGCAAUGGAUAGAAAAUAUGAUACUGAAAGCACUUUAUCACCAGAUUUUAACAGCAAAGAAACAAAUGACAUUGAUAUUAGUGAGGUUGAUUAUAAAGGUGGCAGUAGUGAUCAAACUAUUGCUAGAUCAAGUACAGACCGUACAGUCUUUGUUGAACCAUUUAUCUCAGUUUUGCCGCCAACCCCUACUAGACAAGUCUUUUCAAGGUACAUAUUUUAAUAUAGCAUAUAAUAUAUUAGUACUUAAUCAGUAAAUGUAAUAACUUAAAUAAUUUAUAUUGAUAAAUAAGGUUAGACAAAAUUGUUCUUUUAUUUUACAUUUCAAAUAUUUUUAAUUCUAAUAAAUUUAGUUUUUGGAAAAUAAAUUAUAUUAAUAUGAUUAUUUAGUUUAUAACAUAGGAUAAUAUUAUGCACUGAUAAUUUUAUUAUUAUUUAAAUUAGUUUAUUAUCACCACACUGCGAUCUUUCACCUAAUCGAGGAAACACUCCUGUACGCCGUUCUAGACAUGCCUCAGAAAUGUCAAAUACAGAAAUUGUUAGGUACUUAGAAAUGGAACAUCUUAAGAAUGCUGAAGAUGAUGAUUAUCUCACAAUGGGAGGCCUGAUCAAACAACAUAGACCCCAGAUGUCUCAUACAAUUGAUAUACCAAGACUUACAAACACUCAUAGUGAUCACGUUAGUAAUCUGUAUUUAAUUUGAAGUUUAGUUGUUUAACAGUAAUUAUAAAUUUGUUUAUAAUUUUAGAUGAUUCAACUAAAUACACGUACAGAUAUUGUUCCAAAUGAACAACAUUCUAACACCAAUAUUAAAACCAAAAAUAUAACAUCCAUUAAUCCGCUCAAUACAAUGUCUUCCAAACAUUUUGAUUAAAAAAUAAUUAUAUAUAUAUACCAACUAUGGCAAUAAUGUAGUGAGUAGGGUAUUUUAUGUGCAUUAAUUAUACUAUAUUUCUUUCAUCAAUUAUAAAAGUAAAAUUUAUUCCCUCAAAAUUAAUAACUAACCUAAAUUGGCAAUUGGUAAGCUUAUUCUUAUUAUAUAUUAUAUACAUUUUUUUUUUAUUAUUAUUAUUAUUGCUAAAAUAAUAAUUGUAUAAUUAUAUCAAUAGUUACCCUAUCUAUUCCACUUUUCUUUAUUUUGUAUGUAUUGACAGCCAGUAGUUUAAUGGAUUCAAAACAAAUUUUAAAUUAAGUUAUAUUUUAAUUUUAGUUAUUACUUAUUUCUCCUGUGCACAAUCAAUUUUAGAAUAUUUAAAUUCUCUGUUUUUUAAUUUAUAGGC